This is a messenger RNA of Nanorana parkeri, 627 nucleotides long. RefSeq lists its product as uncharacterized. The coding region runs from base 1 to 627 and encodes 208 amino acids. The transcript has 7 exons. The record is from RefSeq and is a predicted model, not a curated record. Lineage: Eukaryota; Metazoa; Chordata; Amphibia; Anura; Dicroglossidae.
AUGAAAGUAGUCAUCAGGCUCGGAGAUAAAAAUUUCAAAGUGCCGGACCCAGCUGAUUCUGCGUCAUUCAAAAACGGCAACGGCUGCAAACUGUUAUAUAUAGUGAGGCGAGAUUUACAGCUGAGUGACAGUGAGGACAGCGAAUCAGAGAAUGCUGCAAGACCCAGCUCAAAGAAGACAAGUAAGAAAGAGAGAGAGGAAUGCAGAGAGAAGGAGAAGACAAAGGAAGACCAUGAGAAUGAGGAUAGUGCGGAGUGGGCUAAAGCUAGAAAGAAGGUUGAAGAAUUCCUGGAUUUUCCAGCACUGAUUUCAGCCAUGAACUUUAGGAAUAAGACAGAAUCUUCUAUGUUUUCUCAAAACUCAUCUACAUCUAGCAGGCAGCAAAUGGCAUGUAGGGAAGCAGCUCCGAUUCCAAACACCAGACACAACGCCGUCUUCUUGAGGGACAAUCCAAAGGCUGCACAGGUGAUCCUGGCAUCCCCGUAUCACAACGGUGAAGAUCUCAGAACUCAGGAUAAAAGAGAUGGGAAUGAAGAUCUUAAAGGGGACCCGCCACUUAAGAAGGUCCUCAACUUGGCUGAGAAAUCCAGCACCAAUAUGGAGCCAGAAACCGAUGCCGACAGAUGA